AUAACCGCGACCCAUCCUGUUGAUCCCGGACGCGGGCCGGCUCCUCGAUAGUCCUUCCUUUAUUUCUACCCUCUCUCUUCUCAACAAAAAUAAUCCAAAAAAACCCCCAAAUCUCAGCGAUCUCGACUCAAGAAUCGCGUAAUUGCUCAUCGCUGAGGCCAGACUUAGCUUGGUCAUGAGAGUUAGUCUUCCUUUUCGUAAUAGUGAAGAAAUGUACAUCAUUGAUUGAUAUUUUAUCAGGGGAGAACAUAUUUAAGGCAUGCCUUCUCUUCAGUUAUUGCCACUGACAGAGCAUGGGCGAAAUAUAUUUGCCUCCAGAAGGAGAACACUUGUUACGGUCACAGGUGCUCUAGUUGCUGGUGGAACCGUUGCAUACCUGAGGUCUAGACACCAGAAAAGGUUGAUCAGACCUGACUCUUCUGCUUCUGAUGUUGCAUCUGAGUCUGGGAAAGGAAAAUUGAGUCAGAAUGGUGUUGAUGACAAGUCCAUCAGGAAGUCAAGAAGGAAAAGGAGUGGAUUAAAAUCUCUACAUGUUUUAGCUGCUAUCCUACUUUCCCAGAUGGGAAGAAAUGGCAUGCGCAAUCUCAUGGCUUUAGUUGCUACAGUGGUUAUGAGAACCGCCUUGAGUAAUAGACUGGCAAAAGUGCAAGGGUUCUUGUUUCGAGCUGCUUUUCUACGGCGUGUACCGACUUUCUUACGCCUAAUCAUCGAAAAUCUUCUCUUAUGUUUUCUCCAGUCGACAUUAUUUUCCACUUCAAAAUAUUUGACAGGGGCCUUAGGUUUGCGGUUCAGAAAAAUAUUGACGGAUCUCAUACAUGCUGAUUAUUUUGAGAAUAUGGCGUACUAUAAAAUAUCACAUGUAGAUGACAGAAUCACUAACCCAGAGCAGCGCAUUGCGAGUGAUAUACCAAAAUUUUGUUCAGAAUUGAGUGAUCUUGUACAGGAGGAUCUCACUGCAGUCACAGAUGGGCUGCUCUAUACCUGGCGCCUCUGUUCUUAUGCAAGUCCAAAAUAUGUGCUCUGGAUACUGGCAUAUGUAAUAGGGGCAGGGUCCGUGAUUAGGAACUUCUCCCCUGCAUUCGGGAAAUUGAUGUCCAAGGAGCAGCAGUUAGAAGGGGAAUAUCGGCAGCUUCACUCACGGCUAAGGACCCAUGCUGAAAGUGUUGCAUUUUAUGGGGGAGAGAAUAGAGAAUCUUCCUACAUCAAGAAGAAGUUCAAAACUCUUAUUAGGCACUUGAAUCUCGUUCUUCAUGACCAUUGGUGGUUUGGAAUGAUUCAAGAUUUCUUAUUGAAGUAUCUCGGUGCCACAGUGGGAGUUGUCCUGAUCAUUGAACCAUUUUUUGGUGGCAAUCUACGAUCUGAUUCUUCAACAAUAGGAAGAGCAGAGAUGUUGAGCAAUCUCCGUUAUCAUACAAGUGUUAUAAUUUCUCUUUUUCAGUCUCUUGGGACUCUCUCUAUCAGCUCCAGACGGUUAAAUAGACUCAGUGGUUAUGCUGACCGUAUUCAUGAGCUAAUGCUUGUUUCAAGAGAAUUAUCUGAGGUGCAUGAAAAAACAUCAAUUCAGAAGAACUCAAGCAGGAAUUAUAUUAGUGAAGCUAAUUAUAUCGAGUUUGCAGGUGUCAAGGUAGUAACACCGACAGAAAAUGUAUUAGUGGACAACUUGACUCUUAGGGUGGAAUCUGGUUCUAACCUUUUGAUCACCGGACCUAAUGGAAGCGGGAAAAGCUCCCUUUUCCGAGUUCUUGGAGGCCUCUGGCCAUUGGUGUCUGGCCACAUAGUGAAACCUGGGAUUGGUUCUGAUCUCAAUAAGGAAAUAUUUUAUGUGCCACAACGCCCAUAUACAGCUUUUGGAACACUCCGUGAUCAGCUAAUUUAUCCUCUUACCGCAGAUCAAGAGACUGAACCACUUACCCAUGAAGGGAUGGUUGAACUGUUGAAAAAUGUUGACCUUGAGUACUUGCUGGAACGUUAUCCGUUGGAUAAGGAAAUAAACUGGGGUGAUGAACUUUCUCUGGGCGAGCAACAGAGGCUGGGAAUGGCCAGGCUAUUUUAUCAUAAGCCUAAGUUUGCUAUUUUGGAUGAGUGUACAAGUGCUGUUACAACUGAUAUGGAGGAAAGGUUCUGUUCUAAGGUUCGGGCAAUGGGCACAUCAUGCAUUACUAUAUCACACCGCCCUGCAUUAGUUGCAUUUCAUGACAUGGUUUUGUCAUUAGAUGGAGAAGGAGGAUGGAGUGUUCAGUCUAAGAGGGAUUAUUUACAAUAUCCCAGUGAAAGGGAUCCUAAUUUGUUAAAAUCAUCAGAAACUGAUCGUCAAAGUGAUGCUCUAGCUGUUCAGAGAGCUUUUACUGCUGCCGGAAAGAUAAAUACCUUUCCUAAUUCCAAAGAGCUUUCUUAUUCAACGGAGCUGAUAGCAUCAUCUCCUAUCCUAGAGCACAAAGUUUCUUUGCCCAUUGUUCCACAACUUAAAAAUACUCCAAGGGCAUUGCCUUUAAGAGUUUCUGCAAUGUUUAAAGUGCUGGUGCCGAGGCUGCUAGAUAAACAGGGUGCACAGUUGUUUUCAGUUGCCUUACUUGUAGUAUCCAGGACAUGGAUCUCAGAUCGCAUAGCUUCUUUGAAUGGUACCAGCGUUAAAUAUGUUUUGGAACAAGAUAAGGCUGCAUUUGUUAGAUUAACGGGUAUAAGUGUUCUUCAAAGUGCUGCAAACUCCAUUGUUGCACCUUCUCUGAGGUCUUUGACAUCAAGGCUCGCACUUGGGUGGCGAAUUCGUUUGACUCAUCAUCUACUUGAGAAUUAUUUGAAAAAUAAUUCUUUUUAUAAGGUGUUCCAUAUGUCAGGCAAAGAUAUUGAUGCCGAUCAGAGGAUAACACAUGAUGUGGAAAAGUUGACAACUGAUCUGUCAAGUUUAGUUACUGGGAUGGUAAAGCCUUCUGUUGACAUCCUCUGGUUCACUUGGAGAAUGAAGUUGUUGACUGGCCGAAGAGGAGUUGCUAUAUUGUAUGCUUAUAUGUUAUUGGGUUUAGGUUUUUUGAGAAGUGUUGCUCCUGAAUUUGGUGACUUAGCGAGCAGAGAACAACAACUUGAAGGAACAUUUAGGUUUAUGCAUUCAAGGCUCCGUACACAUGCUGAAUCUGUUGCUUUCUUCGGUGGUGGUUCUCGAGAAAAAGCUAUGGUAGAUUCGAGAUUCAAGGAAUUGCUCAAUCAUUCUAAGAUCUUAUUGAGAAAGAAGUGGGUUUAUGGUAUCCUGGACGACUUCAUCACAAAGCAGCUCCCUCAUAAUGUUACAUGGGGACUGAGUUUAAUGUAUGCAAUGGAGCAUAAAGGAGACCGUGCUUUAACUUCUACACUAGGGGAGCUGGCACAUGCACUGCGCUUUUUAGCGUCUGUGGUAUCACAAAGCUUUCUAGCAUUUGGUGACAUUCUUGAGUUGCACAGAAAGUUUCUUGAACUUUCUGGUGGAAUAAAUCGUAUAUUUGAGCUUGAGGAACUUCUUGCUGCUGCCCAAAAUGAUAUUCCUCUAUGUGAUGCUUCUGUGUCCUAUGAUGAAAAUGGCACACAUCCACAGGAUAUUAUCUCCUUCUCUAAUGUUGAUAUCAUCACCCCAUCACAGAAGCUGUUAGCUAGGCAGUUAACAUGUGAAAUUGUGCAAGGACAAAGCCUCCUCCUUACUGGACCUAAUGGGAGUGGGAAGAGCUCCAUGUUCCGAGUUCUCCGAGGUUUGUGGCCUGUCGUAAGUGGGAAACUUAUGAAACCCUGCCAAAAUACUGAUGAAGAGAUGGGACAACAUUGUGGCAUGUUCUACAUUCCACAGCGGCCUUACACUAGUUUGGGAACCCUGAGGGAUCAAAUAAUUUACCCUCUCUCACGUGAAGAAGCUGAGAAGAGGAUGCUAAAAAUUGUUGAGAAAGGUGGUGAUUCUGAUGCUUCCCAUCUUUUGGAUGAUCGUCUGAGGUCUAUUCUUGAGAAUGUCCGAUUAGUUUAUCUCCUUGAACGAGACGAGCAAGGUUGGGAUGCUUGUCCUAACUGGGAGGACGUGUUAUCUCUUGGUGAACAGCAGAGACUUGGCAUGGCCCGCUUGUUCUUUCACAACCCCAAAUUUGGCAUCCUGGAUGAGUGCACCAAUGCCACCAGCGUUGAUGUUGAAGAACACCUAUACAGACUUGCGAAAGAAAUGGGCAUCACAGUUCUGACAUCCUCUCAACGACCUGCUCUAAUACCGUUUCACUCCAUGGAAUUGCGACUGAUUGAUGGCGAGGGGAGAUGGGAGCUAUGUUCAAUCAUCAACCAGUAAUGUUAACCAUAACGUGGUAAAUUAUAUCAAGCAUUUGUUCAGAUUCAAAAAGCACGCAAAGCCUAUGCUUCAUACGAAAACACAAAAAAGCCAACAAGGAGUUGAUUUCACCAAGAUACUAGUUGCAAUGUGCAAAAACUAGUGAUUGUUGGAUGUAUAACCCUCAGUCAAAUCCUGCCUCAGGACGAACUGCUGUUCCUGUCUAAAGGAAGAAAAUUUUGUAAUGGCAGAUAUCCAUAUGGCAAUGAUGCUUUUGGUACCAAAGGGAGCAAGCCCUCUAUUAUAUAGCCUUGGAUUUUUGCUUACAGCAGCGAAAAGCUGAGGAGCAUGGUCCCUUAAAUUGAUAAGUAGUGGGUCAUGCCUUAAGAGUUGUAUACUAAUUAUUUGUUUGUAUAGAUGACAGUCAGUGGGACAAUCUGAAAUUUGUAUACGUAAUAAUUUAGUAUAAAGGAAACUAGCUAGAUGUGCACUUGAAUGCUUCCGGCAUCGGAGGCUUGCUUUAUACAAGAAAAUGAAGCUUGGAGAUAUCUCCAGUUAUAGUA
This is a messenger RNA of Asparagus officinalis (garden asparagus), 4830 nucleotides long. RefSeq names its product ABC transporter D family member 1. The record is from RefSeq and is a predicted model, not a curated record. NCBI's taxonomy places the organism in Eukaryota, Viridiplantae, Streptophyta, Magnoliopsida, Asparagales, Asparagaceae. Gene Ontology annotation, molecular function: long-chain fatty acid transmembrane transporter activity; ATP binding; ATP hydrolysis activity. Bases 260 to 4288 code for a protein of 1342 amino acids. Gene Ontology annotation, biological process: fatty acid beta-oxidation; very long-chain fatty acid catabolic process; peroxisome organization. Gene Ontology annotation, cellular component: peroxisomal membrane. The transcript is spliced from 26 exons.